CCUCGGAAACAAAACGUGCGCGUUCAGUUUCCUUUCAAACAGCGUUUGUGGUGCAUUGUUCGUCACCUGUCACGUCAUUUUACAUUUUACGAAUAUUCUUUUUUCGUGUAACACGGCAUCACGUUUACAAUACAUUUUACAAAAUCAUCUAACAAGAGAUGAUUGCUAUCGCCCGAGAAUCCAGAAAAAAACAUUAAUAGUAGUGUAAUUAUUGUCUCUUUGAGGAGAGUCAGUGAUCUUAUUGCACCUGUUCGUUUUCCGCUGGGUUAAUUCUUCUUGGUCGAUUCCGGUACUUUGUGUUUCCGGUUUUGGAAAAUUAUCUGACGAUUAUUUUUUUUGGGAUAAACCCGACAUGGAGUUUCGUUUCAACGUAAACGAUAUUUUUAAACAGCCCAUAGUUGAGAUAGGACCGAGUUUAAUACCACCGGGGGUGUCCUAUACGGAUAAAAGGGCGUUGUGGGAUGCUGUGACUAAAGUAUCAGAAAUUGUAAACACUAUGGGAAAUGCUUCAGCUGCUGCUCAAGGUUUGAACAAGCCCAUCACGACUUCGGAAAGACUAAGGAAUUCUGAACAAAAAUUGUAUUUCUUAAUCGACGGAGAUACUAAUAAUGGACGUGGAGCUGUAACUGGAAUGUUGAAAACUGGUAAAAAAGGGCUUUACGUUUUCGAUCGGGAAGGUCAUCAUUACCAAGUUCAACCAUUAUGCGUUUUGGACUUUUGUAUUUAUGAAUCUAAACAGAGAAUGGGUUUGGGGAAGGUUCUUUUUGAGCAUAUGUUGGCGGAAGAAAAGGUCGAACCGGUAAAAUUGGCUAUCGAUAGACCGAGCGAUAAAUUUUUGGGAUUUUUAAACAAACAUUAUGCGCUGGAUAAUCCAGUUCGCCAAAUGAAUAAUUUCGUUGUUUUCGAUGGAUUUUUUCCCGAACCCGUUGGCGGAUCAGCCAAAGGGGACAACUCAGAAGUGCCUACAACUAAAUCUAACCAGGCCGCUAACGGGUUACAAUCCAAUUUUUCAACACCAUACGGAAGAUAUGGUGCUCCAAGACCACCUUGUAGCAUGGGUCAGAUAAUUCACAACCAGUCCCCGAUGUCCCAUCAGGCUCAAGAACCGACAGGAACAAGUCUUUGUAUAAAACCGGCGCCUAAAGUUCGACCUAAAUCGGUGCCCAGCGAUUAUCACGGUAUCAUAAGUCGACAUGUCGAAAAUAGUCCUAAUACUACUAACGAACCGAAGACUGUUACCAAUAAUCAAUCAAGAGUUCAACAAGGACAUUCUAAAAGUGUUGUGGUUCCUCCCGCGUAUCAACAACAGCAGCAACAACAACAAUUACAACAGCAACAACAAUUACAACAACAACAGCAACAACAACUAUUACUACAACAGAUGUACCAACAACAAUUGCAACAGCAGCAAAUGCACCAAUUGCAAACUCCUCAACAAAUACAACAAGCGUAUAAUGAUUAUCAAAUGUUAAAUUAUCAAUAUCCAACAAUGCAGUCGCAACAAUAUGCUCCUCAACAAAUUACAAUGGCUUAUCAACAACCGAUUCAGUACCAACAACCUGUUCAAUAUCAACAACAAAUACCACAAGAAAACUUACAAUCUCAUGUUCAACAAGAGCAAUUUAGAACGUUGCAACCAACACAAGCACAACAACAGGAAAUGCAAAAACAACAGGCACAGAGUCAACCAGUACAAAAAGAGCAACAACUUCAAAAACAACAGCAACAAAUGCAACAACAACAAGUACAACAGCAACAAAUACAAAAUCAACAACAAGUACAACAGCAACAAAUACAAAAUCAACAACAAUUGCUUCAACAACAGCAGCAACAAGAUUUAUUGCGACAACAACAGAAUUAUCAACAACAAUUAUUACAACAGCAACAAAAGCAAGUACAGAAACCGCUUGAAACUAAGCAAGUGUCAGGUGCAGUGUCAGAAACUCAAGCUAAUUAUCAACAAUUGGCACAACGACCUCAAUAUAUUCAACCACCAUAUGAAGGACAAGUUGCUCAACAAAGAGAACAAGUAAUUGAAGAACAGUCAAAGAUAAGUCAACAAUCUAUUCCGCAAUUGGCGCAACAACCGAAUCAAAUUGCAAUGCAACCGAUUAUUCAACAAUCUACUCAAUAUCAACCUCAACAGAUAUCACAGCAAAGUGUUCAACAGUUAACUCAACAACCAGUACAACAGUUAGUUCAACCAAUGCAACAAUUAGUUCAACCAAUACAACAGCCGAUUCAAUAUCAACAAUUGAUGCAACAACCUGCACAACAAAUGAUACAACAGCCAAUUCAGUAUCAACAAUUAACGCCACAACCGACUCAACAAAUAAUACAACAACCAAUUAAUGUAUCUGCUCACCAGAUACCAAUUAAUUAUAUGCAACCACAACAAUCUAUACAACAAAUUGCAGUACCUUCAACAGUUCAAGUUAACACUGCUCAACCGGUCCCGCAACAAUCACAAAUUCAAAUUGCGCCGAUUCAAAUGCAGGGUAAUCAACAACCAUCUAUUCAACAAUUACAAGUUCCGUUCUCAAAUCAACAGUUGCAAACUCCGAUCUCGAACCAACAAAUACAAUAUCAACCUGUUCAAAACCAAACGGUCGUUCAACCGUCGCAACAUCAAUUAAUUUCAAUGCAACAAACACCAAUUGUCCCUCAACCUUCUGUUCAUCAAUUACAAGCACAAAUACCUACACAACAACAACAAAUCCCACAAGUAUACGCUUCCCACCCGAAUUUGAGAGCGAAUCAACAACCUCAAAUGACGCAAGUUGCUGAAGCUCAAAGUGCGAUAAAUACAACUACUUAUAAUGCGACGCAAAAUGCUGUUGGUCAUCAACAACACAGGACUCAAGUACCACCACAGAGUUAUAGAACGCAAGAUACGAAUAAAGCUGCAGAGAAUAUUCAAGGAAAUGUUCAAGUUUCUGCUUCCUAUACGAAAGUUGGAGGUGGAAUUAAUAACAUGCCAAACGCUGGAGGUGAUAUGCAACCUAUUGAAGCUCGUUAAUAAACAUUGGAAGUGGUUUUGGGUUAUUAAAUUGUGGUGAAAUAAAAUUUGUGUGAAAUUG
Molecule: messenger RNA, 3080 nt
Organism: Onthophagus taurus
Lineage: Eukaryota; Metazoa; Arthropoda; Insecta; Coleoptera; Scarabaeidae
Gene: Atat
Product: alpha-tubulin acetylase
Biological process (GO): alpha-tubulin acetylation
Cellular component (GO): microtubule
Molecular function (GO): tubulin N-acetyltransferase activity
Source: RefSeq, a predicted model, not a curated record